CAAACUGCGUGCGUAAUGAGCUCUUGGAGUUUCAUUGCAAGUCUUCAGGAGAACGUUAGUUCCCACCGUUGAGCAGUGAUGAUUGGAAAUUCUUCACCACCACCUGACUAUGGAACAGCAUAUUUAGUUCAGUUUCAGUAAUUCAUCACCAGCUCUUGGACGCGUUUUUGCUUUUCCACCAUGGACGGACGUGUAUUCUGGAAUCGGACCUCGCAAAUUCUUCUCAAUGAAUCUUGUGACAAUGAGUGCAAUGACCAUGAUCUGAUUUAUUAUAACUUUGUCCAUCUAACAGAGACGACUAUUUUGCCUUCUCUCAUUGGAAUCCUGUGUUCAACGGGGCUAGUAGGAAACAUUCUGGUAUUGGUGACUAUCCUAAGGACCACAAAGAAGACCGUUCCAGAUGUAUACAUCUGUAACCUGGCCGUGGCUGAUGUGGUCCAUGUGACGGUCAUGCCCUUCCUGAUCCACCAGUGGGCGCGGGGGGGGCACUGGGUGUUUGGCAGCACCCUCUGCACCAUCAUCACCUCACUGGACAACUGCAAUCAGGUGGCCUGUGCAGCCGUCAUGACCGCUGUCAGCCUGGACAGGUACCUGGCGGUGGUGCACCCGUUCCGUCUGAUGACCAUCCGAACCCGCUCUAAGACAAUCUGGAUCAACCUGUUUGUGUGGGUGGUGUCAUUUGUCAUGGUCCUUCCCGCCUGGGUCCACUCCAAAGUCAUUCGCUUCCCUGACGGACUGGAGAGCUGCUCCAUGAACCUGGUCACUCCCAAAGAGGUGCUCUGGUACACCCUAUAUCAGACCAUCACGUCUUUCUUUCUGCCCCUGCCCCUUAUCAUCACCUGUUACAUGCUGAUCCUGUGCUAUACCUGGAGGAUGUACCUGAAGAACAAAAGGGAACGGCGCUUCAGUACUAACAACCAGUCCCGGGAGCGAGCCAUCCGCCUUACCAAGAUGGUUCUGGUCCUAGUGGCGGUUUUCCUGGUGAGCGUAGGGCCCUAUCACAUGCUCCAGCUGGUCAACUUAACACUGCGGCGGCCCACGCUGGCCUACUACACCUGCUACUACCUGUCAGUGUGCCUCAGCUACGCCGCCAGCAGCAUUAACCCUUUCAUCUACAUCCUGCUCAGCGGACACUUCCGUCACCGGCUCACUUACCGCAAGCCGCCCAGCAGGCCUGUUGUUGAGAGGGAGCCAAAUGGGCCCCAGGUCCGUACACCACACUCCAGCUUCUGACAGUCUUGUCCUCAAAGCAGGCACAUACCCAUACACACACACACGCGCACACAUGGGUGCAUGGACGCACACAAGCGCAUCCCCACACACGCGCGCACCCCCCCACACACACACACACCACCACCACUACAGCCUGUCCCCAGCACACUGCGUGGGGCAUUACCUAUGGCAGGAGCAUUACCUUUUGAUCAAGGAUUGCUUUAUUUGACAUUGUGGAUUGACUUACACCUCAACAGGAUCAGAGAGUGUUAUUAUUUAUUUUCUAUUAUGGUUUUCAAACGGACUGUACGAUAGCAUUGGGAUAUUGCAAGGAUUGAUCCACUAUCAUUUUGGAUUUGCCUGAAUUCGGCUGACAUUACUUUCACUGUGUAUUUUAAUGUAUAGCUAAAACACAAAUAACACAUUAAGUGUUUGCCAUCAACACAUAGUUUGGCAUUUGUUUUCAACCUAUAGUUAGUGUUGCUAUAUCAUUAAUUGGUGCAUUGAUUGUAUUGUGUGGGCCUUUGAACACACAGAAACAUCUGUUCUACUGUACUGUAUGUACGGCUAACAGU
This is a messenger RNA of Salvelinus fontinalis (brook trout), 1787 nucleotides long. RefSeq names its product melanin-concentrating hormone receptor 2-like. The transcript has 5 exons. Gene Ontology annotation, molecular function: neuropeptide binding; G protein-coupled receptor activity. Bases 181 to 1233 code for a protein of 350 amino acids. Gene Ontology annotation, cellular component: membrane; neuron projection. The record is from RefSeq and is a predicted model, not a curated record. NCBI's taxonomy places the organism in Eukaryota, Metazoa, Chordata, Actinopteri, Salmoniformes, Salmonidae. Gene Ontology annotation, biological process: neuropeptide signaling pathway.